Messenger RNA from Lolium rigidum, 2274 nucleotides. RefSeq lists its product as uncharacterized. The transcript is spliced from 15 exons. Bases 203 to 1912 code for a protein of 569 amino acids. The record is from RefSeq and is a predicted model, not a curated record. NCBI's taxonomy places the organism in Eukaryota, Viridiplantae, Streptophyta, Magnoliopsida, Poales, Poaceae.
AUCCGACCCACCGCCGCAUGCCCACCCCCAACCCUCAGGCGCGUCCCGGGCCAUCGCCGUUCCUCGUCGCUACCCUGCUGUCCCCGCCCCGGACGCGAUAUUUGGCGAUUUGAUUUUGAGGCUGGAAAGAUGAAGAUUAAGCGAGGUGGAGGCGUUCGCAAAAGAAGCUCGUAUAAAAAACAAAAGACCAGACCAGAGUCGGAUGUGUAAUGUUUUGCACGCACGAUCGAUUUAUGCAGGAAUUUCGCAUCCCCACAACCCUUUCGAAGAGGAAUUCGGCAGCUCGAGUGGUUCUGGCCAAGGUGUCUGGACGGAACUCAGUGAAGAAGUUGCCUCAAACUUAGCAAAUACUGUGGUAUCCCUCGCGUCAUUCAGUGAAGGAAACACAAUGUUCUUUGCAUGUUCGGGCAUAAUUAUCAAAAAUGAUCCGGAUACUCAGAUUACGAGCUUUCUAACCUCGUUAAGUUUGGUUAGAUCUACCGAAGACGACAGCAAGCUCUUUCAGAAUAUGAAGAUUCAAGUGCGCCUUCCAGAUGACCAAGUUGAGCUUGGCUGGUUGAACUUCUAUGAUUUACAACACAAUCUCGCAGUUAUCAACAUACCUCGCUUCCACACUCUUCGAGUGGCGCGUCUAGAUAAUCAGCGGCAAUUUGAGUGCCAUAGCAAAGUAGUUGCUGUAGGACGUUGCUUCAACUCAGGAAAAUUAAUGGCCACAUCUGGGAUGUUAACUGACAAUCCAAGCCAAGAUUACCGCGAGGAGCUUGCAAUCUCCACAUGUGAAAUUACCAUGACUGGAGUUGGAGGGCCCCUCAUUAAUUUUGAUGGGGACUUCAUUGGGAUGAACUUUUAUACUGAGAAAGAGACUCCAUUUCUACCAAGGAAUAUAAUUCUUGAACUCCUCAAGCAGUUUAGCGAAAGAAUCCCGUCCUGGGCUAAGAAAGGACCUGGUAGUACGGUCAAAAGAUUUCCCAUACCUCGCAGCUUAAGGGGGGGAGAGAAAAAAAAGGACCAGAAACCUUCCAUAUGUACUCUCUGUGAUCCAGAAUGUCAACCAGGACUGAAGGAUCAAAUACUAAACUGUAAAUGUUUUCAUGCUCGAUGGCCAUAUUCAUCUGCUCAUGUCGGCAGGCGUUUGGUUAAUAGUUUUGAAGAGGAAUUCAGUGAAAUUAUCUUGAGCGAGCUCCAAAAAGAAGUUGUUUCAAAUAUGUCUCAAAGUGUUGUAGCACUGGCUUCAUUCAUUGGAGGAAAAAUGUGUUUUGCUUGCACGGGCGUAGUUAUAGAAUGCAAUGAGUCUACCACAAGAGUUCUGACCUCGGCAAGUUUGGUUAGAACUUCUGUUAUUGAAAACAAGGUUGCUGAUAACUUGAAGAUUAUAGUGUGUCUUCCAGAUAAUCGAAUUAUUCGAGGGACUUUGCAACAUAUUAGCCCAAACUAUAACAUUGCCGUUGUCGACAUCACAGGUUUCUGCUGUACUCGGGCAGCACGAAUGAGUGAUCAGGUGCAACUUAAACCUCAUGGGGAGGUAGUAGCUUUAGGGCGCGUCUACAGUUCAUGUAAAUUAAUGGCCACAAGUGGGGUAGUGACUAGCAAGCCAAGUGAGCUUAAUUGCAAAGAUCUUGUGAUCUCUACUUGCAAAAUCACCAAGGCUGGAAUUGGAGGGCCUCUUAUCGAUUUUGAUGGGAACUUUAUUGGCAUGAACUUCUAUGGCUUGGAAGAAACUCCAUACAUACCAAUGAAUAUAAUUCUGGAAUUCUUGGGGAGUUUCGGUGCACAAAGGACUAUUGCUAUUGACGAUCAUACCCUAAACAGAUGGCCCGUACCUAAGCCAUUUUGGUGUUAUCCGACAUGGCAUCUGUCUGAGGAAGAAAUUGAUGUAGACGAGUUUGUAGCCGACAUGAAUGUCCCCUUUUGAUGAAUUGUAGCUGUAUUCUUUUGGAUAUAAAACGGAGCUCGCUGAUUCAAAAUGAAGUUGAAAUCAGCUGAAUUUUUACUGGCAGGACUAGGUGCGCUGAACAUAAGUGCGCUGCAUGAUGUGUGUGGCAUGUACCUCCGUUCUUUUUUGAUCAAUGCGCAGUGUAGCCCGUGCAUGCACAUAUUGUACCUGCUGCGGGCUAGAUUUAUUCGGACCGUAGGUAGUAUAGAAAGCAAUGGUUUCUAUUUCUUGCUUGGCACUUUGACCAUGCACAUGGUAAAUGUGGUUUGUGACCACUGACAAUUUCAGAUGGCAUUUUAUUCAAUCAGCAAAAAGAGCAAAGGAAGUCAAAUGCUCUUAAA